Molecule: messenger RNA, 2034 nt
Organism: Phycodurus eques (leafy seadragon)
Lineage: Eukaryota; Metazoa; Chordata; Actinopteri; Syngnathiformes; Syngnathidae
Exons: 7
Coding region: 58-1011 (317 amino acids)
Molecular function (GO): dioxygenase activity
Source: RefSeq, a predicted model, not a curated record
UCUACUUUGUUGUUAUUUCCCCCCCAAAUGUUGGGGUUUUAAACUUGAAGUGACGCCAUGAACAUCCCGGUGGUGGACUUCGGCGCGUGCAGCCUCGACGUGGAAGAUAUUACCCGCGCGGAUCUGCACAAACUGAGCACGCAGUUAGAAAAUGCUUUCACACAAGUGGGAUUUGUCUUUCUGCAGAAUACUGGCAUCACGCAGGAGGAGGUGGAUGGUGUGAUGAAUGCUUCCAUGAGGUUCUUCCUGCAGCCAGAUGACCUCAAGCAACCGUUCAGAAGGAAAACCUACCCAAACUGCGUCGUCCACGGCUGGCUACCCCUCGGGACAGAAGGGGUGGAUCCAAACAAACCAGAAGAUUUAAAAGAGUCAUUCAACUUGACUUCACUAAACCCUGACAUAAAAUGGUCAACUUCGGUGGGAUUCCGAGAGACCCAGGCGGUCUUUUUCCAACGCUGCAAAGAGCUGAGUCUGCGCAUUUUGAAGGUGAUAGCCCACAGUUUGGAUGUAGACCCCGACAUCUUCCUGAGUGCACACCGCCACAUUGAAAAUGAUGAGAACCUCACGACGAUGCGUUCGCUGUACUACCCGCCGGUGAAGAGUGAGCUCGCCAAGGAGGGUCAGCUGCGAUGUGGGGAGCAUUCGGACUAUGGGAGCAUCACCUUAUUGUUCCAGCAAUCCCAAGGACUGCAGGUGCGUGGACGUUCGGGUGAGUUCAUCCUGGUUCCGUGCAUCCCCGGGACCGUUCUCCUCAAUAUCGCCGACAUGAUGCAGCGUUGGACUAGCGACCGCUUUGUUUCUGCGGUCCACAGAGUUUUGCUGCCCUCCGCCGAUGACUCCAGUCCACGCCAGUCCCUGGUUUUCUUCCUCAUGCCGGACGACGACGCUGUGAUCUCCUGCCUCGACGGGUCAAACAAGUACCCACCGGUCCGGGCCGGAGACUACUUUACAGAGCGCUUGAGCUACAUCUACGUCGAUGACGAUUUGCCGUGUCGUAUUGGAUCUCAGUAGGAAAGCAAUCGAAAUUAAAACCAUUUUUUCCAUUCGGAAAUCAUGGAACACUGUUACCUUCAUUUAACUUUUUCUCAAAAAUAUACAACUUGUUUUCUUGAAAUUACUUAAAAUCUUCAACUAUCACUUUUUAAAUCUCUUUAAAAUAUAUUUUUUCCUAAAAUAUACAACAUCGAUCCAUCCAUUUUCCAUACCGCUUAUCCUCACUAGGGUCGCGGUUGUCAGGUUCAAGACACCUAGAACAUUUGUAAAAACAAGACAGACACAGAGGCAGUUCAGUUUUCAGACUUGCGAGGAGGACGGACAAGAGUGCACUUAGUUACAAUCUCCAACCCGUUCUAAGUUCACUCUGCCGAACCCUCUCUUUUUAUUUCCUCAGGGCAGUUCCCUUGUUACACAUGAGUUACAACGUCUAAAAGGUGGGGGCAUACAUGCUUGUUGCAACUCAUGUGAUCAGCACAUAACACUCUUUGUUGUGGUCGAGACAGUAGAAGAUUUAUAUGCGUCUUAUCAAGAAACGGGAAACUCCUCGGCUCAAGUUUGUCCUUGCACCUACAAGCACAUGACUCAUCCUGUGGGAAAAAGCUUUGCACGCAGUGAUAAAACGUUUCUCUAACUCGAAGUAAGCAGAAAAGCACAACACAUGAUAACUUUCACAUGAUAAUUUUUCCAUCAGCGGGUGUGCCGGAGCCAUCCCAGCUGACUCUGGGCGAGAGGUGUGGUACACCCUGAACUGGUCGCCAAACAAUCGCAGGGCACAGAUAAACAAACAACCAUUCACACUCACAUUCACACCUACGGGCAAUUUAGAGUCUUCAAUUAACCUACCUGCAUGUUUUUUUUGGAAUGAGGGACGAAACCGGAGCACCUUGAGAAAACCCACGCAGGCGCGAUUAGAACAUGCGAACGCCUCACAGGCGAGGCCGGAUUUGAACCCGGGGGCCUCAGAACUGUGAGCCAGAUGUGCUAACCAGUCGGUCAACAUGGUGCCAAAAUAUACAACAUUUUUCAUGAAAAUAUACA